AUGAAUGGCACUGAUAUCAAAAAAGCUGCCAUCAACAAAGCCAAAGCUGUCGCUCAGGCCGCGAAUGGAAACGGCGGCAAAAAGAGGCGGAAGGGCCAGGACCUGAAGCCCAUUAUCACGACGGAGCAGCAGGCCAGCCAGAAUGCAUCGCCCUCGUCGACAGGGUCCUUUCACUACAAUGUGCAGAAACACGGCCUCUUCCGACUCAACCAGCACAAGAAUCGGGAAAAUACCGCCGACGAAGAGGACUCGGAGGACUACUGCAAGGGCGGCUACCACCCCGUGCAGGUGGGCGAGGAGUACAAGGACGGCAAGUACACCAUUGUGCGCAAGCUCGGGGACAACGCCACGGGCAAGCACGUCGCCCUCAAGGUCGUGCGCUCCGCUGCGCACUACACCGAAACCGCCCUCGACGAGAUCAAGCUGCUGAAGAAGGUCGCCCCCAACGGCGUGCAUGUGUGCAUGGUGUUUGAAGUGCUCGGCGAGAAUCUGCUGGGCCUGAUCAAGAGGUGGAACCACCGCGGCAUACCCAUGCCGCUGGUCAAGCAGAUCACUAAGCAGGUGCUGCUUGGCCUCGACUACCUCCACCGCGAGUGCGGCAUCAUCCACACCGACCUAAAGCCCGAGAACGUCCUCAUCGAGAUUGGCGACGUCGAGCAAAUCGUCAAGACAUAUGUCAAAGACGACACGAAGAAGGACAAGGACGAUAACAACAGGAAUGGCAGGCGGAGGCGGAGGACACUGAUCACUGGGAGUCAGCCGCUUCCCAGCCCGCUAAAUGCGAGCUUCAACCAGGCAGACCUCCAGCACUUCCCAGGCAUGGGAGGCCCACAGAGCCUCAACAAGGUGGUCAACGAAAACACAGACAGCGACCUUCUUACGAAAGAAGUAUCCGGCAUCAGCCUCGACAAAAACACCAACACAUCCUCAAAAUCAGAUAUAGAGCAGGCCGCCGAGGCUGCGUUCGAAACAAUCUCAGUCAAGAUUGCAGAUCUUGGAAAUGCCUGCUGGGUUGGACACCACUUCACAAACGAUAUCCAAACCAGGCAGUAUCGGUCACCAGAAGUUAUACUGGGCAGCAAAUGGGGUGCCAGUACUGAUGUUUGGAGUAUGGCCGCAAUGACCUUUGAACUAAUCACUGGCGACUACCUCUUCGACCCACAAUCCGGCACAAAGUACGGCAAAGACGACGACCACAUCGCCCAAAUCAUAGAACUUCUCGGCACCUUCCCUAAACAACUCUGCAUGUCCGGAAAAUGGUCGCAAGAAAUCUUCAACCGAAAAGGCGAGCUGCGAAACAUCCACCGAUUACGACACUGGGCGUUACCCGACGUGCUUCAUGAGAAGUACCAUUUCUCAAGCGAAGAAAGCAAGAAAAUCGGAACGUUUUUGUUACCCAUGCUCGAACUCAUGCCCGCAGAUCGCGCGAAUGCGGGAGGCAUGGCUGGACACGAGUUCUUAAAGGACACCAAGGGUAUGGAGAAUGUGGAUUUGGGCAUUCCGGUGGGCAGCAAGGGUGAAGGAAUCGAAGGCUGGGCGACGGAAGUCAAGAAGACGCGGUAG
Parastagonospora nodorum SN15 is the source of this 1563-nucleotide messenger RNA. RefSeq lists its product as hypothetical. Gene Ontology annotation, biological process: protein phosphorylation; spliceosomal complex assembly; regulation of mRNA processing. The transcript has 7 exons. Bases 1 to 1563 code for a protein of 520 amino acids. The record is from RefSeq and is a predicted model, not a curated record. Gene Ontology annotation, molecular function: ATP binding; protein kinase activity. Lineage: Eukaryota; Fungi; Ascomycota; Dothideomycetes; Pleosporales; Phaeosphaeriaceae.